AUGGGUGGAAAAAGUUCAAAAAAAUCUUUUACUGAAUGGGAUUUAAUUAAAUACAGUAAUAUGACAAAUAUUCCAUUAUCAAUAUUAGAAACAAUAUAUAAAGAUUUUAUGAAAGCAACAGGUAAUGCAAAUAAAAUGGACAAAAAUGAAUUUCGUCAUUUAUAUAAACAAAUGUAUACAAGUCAACACCCAAAGAAUACUGUUGCACCUUUUCUUACUGAUGAAGAUUUAAAUACAAUGUCAGAUCAUGUUUUCGAAAUUUAUGAUUACGAUGGAUUAGGAAAAUUAACUUUUGAAGGUGCAGGUGUGUCAACAUCUACAGGUAUUCCUGAUUAUCGAUCCAGUAUGAAUACGAUUCUACCAACUGGACCAGGUGUGUGGGAACUUCGUGAUCAUCCGGGUGCAAAGCGUUCUCCAGCGGUUCGUACAGUCAGUUUAGUAAAAGCAAUUCCAUCAGUCACACAUAUGGCACUUGUUGAAUUAGCUCGACGGAAUCUUCUUCACUUUGUUGUUUCUCAAAACAUCGACGGUCUUCAUCUAAGAUCUGGCUUGCCAUCGUCAUUGAUAUCCGAGGUUCAUGGUAAUUCGAAUUUGGAAAUAUGCAAGAACUGUCACAUGAAAUAUUUUCGUGACUUUCAAACACGAACGGCCGUCAAAAAUCACGAUCAUCAGACAACUCGUAAAUGUACCAAAUGCAGUUCGACACUGUACGAUUCGAUCAUUAACUUUGGCGAGAGUCUUUCACAACAAGAAUUCGAUGCAAGUUUUGAACAUGCAGAGAAAGCCGAUGUAUGUCUCGUAUUAGGCUCUUCCUUACGCGUCCCACCAGCAGCGUAUGUUCCACAAAGAGUCAGUGAACGUGGUGGUAAAUUAGCUAUCGGCAAUUUACAAUUGACUUCAUCAGCUCCAUUGGCUCAACUCAAUAUUCACGCCUUAUGCGACGAUCUGAUGCGAGGAUUGAUGGCUAAAUUAGGCAUUCCCAUACCCGACUGGGAACUUCAUCGACGAGUGCGUGUUACAAUUCAAAAACAAAGAAUUAAGAUAAUGGGUCUCGAUGUCGAUCAAGACAUUCCAUAUACGCUUUUUUCGAGAGCGAGAAUACGAAUUCGACAAGGAACUGCAUCGAAAUACGAAUCCAAACAGCUCACAGGUCAAGAAUCUAUCGAACAUAAAAUACCGGUGAAUGAUAGUACUGUGAAAGGUGAAACAUCAUAA
Molecule: messenger RNA, 1215 nt
Organism: Rotaria sp. Silwood1
Lineage: Eukaryota; Metazoa; Rotifera; Eurotatoria; Philodinida; Philodinidae
Source: the annotation of a GenBank genome assembly